This is a messenger RNA of Chiloscyllium plagiosum (whitespotted bambooshark), 1641 nucleotides long. The record is from RefSeq and is a predicted model, not a curated record. NCBI's taxonomy places the organism in Eukaryota, Metazoa, Chordata, Chondrichthyes, Orectolobiformes, Hemiscylliidae.
GCCGUAUCCAGGAAGUGGGGGGGGGGCGCGUCGGUUGCUGUGGUAACCGGUGGCCGCGCUGCAGGAACAAGUUGUCGGGACCCUCGCCUCAGCACGGGGUUUAAACCCGAGUGAAAUAGUGAAAUGUCGGAAUAUCGAUCCUCUGAAAUGUUGAGAAGCUCCAGUGGGAAAUCUUUGAAGAGAGACAGUCCGCCACUUAAUUUCAGAACAUGGAUAACAGAGCCAUUGUCUUCAAUUGAAACUGAGUAUAUAAAGAAUCUUCAGCAGCAAGUUUGUCUUUUGGAACUAGAAACAAACUUUCUACAGGAUCAGGCUAAGCAAGCUGCAAGUAUUCCACCAAAAAUCACCUACAAGGCUGAGAAGAUGUUGUCAGAAAUGAAGGACCUGCAAACAGAAGUUGAAUUCAUCCAGCUAGAAAUUAGAAAGAAAGAUGCCCGAAUUGCAGCUUUGCACUCUGAGCAGGAACUCUUCUCCAGGAACCUUCAUUUAGCACAAGAUGCUCGUUCCAGUGAAAAAAAAUUAUUGACAGAGGAACUGAUUCAAAUGAAGAAACUGAAGGAAGUUGCCAACCAGGAUAUGGCUUACAAGGAAUCUGAGCUGAAGAAGAUCAAACAAGAGCUGGAAACGACCGUUGUUGCAUUAACAGAUGAAGCACGUCAAGUCCGGUUGCUAGAAACACAGCUUAAUCAGCAUGUUGAGAAGCACCUGGCUACAGAAGCUAAACUCGAAGAAAAGACGUCAGAGUUAUUAAAGACCCAGGUUGCCCUUCAUCAACUUGAGGAGAAGUACUACACCAGUACUGCAUCCAUACAAGACAACAUUGCCCAGGAACUGAGGGAUGAAAUCAGCAGUUUGCAACAAACGCUGAGGGACAAAGUGUUGUUGAUGGAGGAAGACAAGUUUCUCAGAAAUAAAGUAGCAGAGGAUUGUGGUCGCUUGACAAAGGAAAAUGCCCUCUUGCACUCUAAUUUACUGGAACUAACUAAAGAGCUGGAAAGGGUUCAAGCACUUAGGGACAAGAAGAAUUCAAAGCAUUCAACCAAUGUCAUACAGUUGACUUCUCUAAAAGAGCAAGAGAGACAACUUGAAAUGGAAUUAUCUCACUUAAAAAGAAUGAUGAAGGAAGAGGAGAAAAAGGUUCUCACUGCCAUGGAACAGUUGCAGCGUCAAGAACAAGGAAAAAGCUCUGGUGAACUGAAAGGAUCAUCACUCCGGAAUCAACUGGCUACACUAGAGAAUCGCCAAUCCAAUAUUAAGCUGGAAAACACCCAGUUAAAGAGAGAGAAAGCCAGUCUAGUUGAACAUAUCUCUGAAUUACAUAAACAGAUUUCUGAAAAAGAUGAUGAAAUUUUUCUCAUGAAAGCACAUAUUCAUAGACUGGCUCAGGAUCUAAACUGUCUGAAAUCCCAACUCAAGAUGGAAAGUUCCCUGCAUUCAGGAAGUUGGAAAGAAAUUUCUAGCAUUGCUGAUAGCAUGAAACAAGUAGCAAAUACAAUGAACCAAAGGAAUGUAAACACCACUUCAAUAUACUCCUAAUUUUACAAACCAAUUAUAUUGAGUGAUCUUUGUGUAAAGUCUGAAAAAUUGUCAUAAAAUUAGUUGCUGGAAAAGCACAGCUGGUCAGGUGGCAUCUGAGGAGCA